Messenger RNA from Porites evermanni, 12289 nucleotides. NCBI's taxonomy places the organism in Eukaryota, Metazoa, Cnidaria, Anthozoa, Scleractinia, Poritidae. The record is from the annotation of a GenBank genome assembly.
AUGCUUGAGGUCCUGAAAGCCGCAGUGUAUGGCUUCGAAGUCAGUGUGGAAAACGAGGAUGUAAAAGGCAUUGCCUCAGCAUUCCAGUUCCUUGAAAUUGCCCACACUCAUUACCAUGGGCGUGACAUUAAGGAUGAGAUAGCAAGAUUGCGUGACGAUGAUGAUAUGUCAAUUGUCUCUAACAGUGACAGCACGAUCUCUAAUUUGUCUGACCACUCUCGCGACAUGGCGUCAGUUCGUUCCUGGGUUGCCGAGACAGGUCAGUAAUCCUUAUUUGAUUAACUGUGUUUUCUGUCAUUUUAAUUGUCCUGACUGUUAUCCUCAUCACAUGAUUCAUCAACAACAUCAGCAUCUCCGCCAUCACCAUCAUCAACUACAUUUCCAUGGUUAUUGCCAUCAGUGCCUUCGUCAUCGCUGUCGUCAUCAUCACCACUAGAGACCUUUAGAUUCUAAGACGCGGACGGGUACAAGGACAAAGUUUUCUCAAUACUAAGUAGUGCGCGCUCUUAGAGCGGUUUUCAUUUGAGUGUCGAAAAGUAAUUGGUUUUGCACUUUCUACACGAUGCGAUUGGCUUAAAAGAUUCGCGCCACCUUUUCAUCCAAUCAGAAGUAAAACCAAAGUCAAUUGUGACGCGCUCGCAUGCAUUUUCCCGCGCUUUGCGUCAGCCACAUGUAAUUACUUCGAGUUUUGAUUGGUUCAAUGUAUUGUCUGUGUCCUAUGUGAUUGGCCAGAGUAAUUACUUUGGUUUUGGUUUUACGACACUCAAACGAAAACCACUCUAUUUCAGCGUCAUUUUGGUGGGAAAACGUGAUAGCCGUCGUCCUUCUACUAUGAGCUUAAGCAAGAAUGUCGUAGUGGCGAAAAGAAGUUAUCAAAUGGUAGAGGUUUUAUCAUUUUGUGAUCGGGAGGGGGCUUAAACUCCGUCAAUAAAAAUAACCUUACUAACUAUUCUGAUAAAAAAGUACAGUUGGGCUUUUCUGGGGUGUAUUUUAUGAAGAGACGCGAAAUAACCUUAAGUUUAAUCUCGUCCUCGUAUUCGCUCUUGUCCUCGAGAGUAAAGGUCUCCACUAUGACCAUCAUCAUCCACCAUCUUUAUCGUCAUCGUCAUCGUCCACACAACAACCACCCGCACUAUCAUCAUCCUCAUAAUCACCAGGAGCCGCUCUUGUCACCACCACCACCACCACUACCCAUCAUUAUCAUCAUUAUCAUCACCGCAUCAUCGUCCGCAACGUAGCUUGCGCUGUUAUGUUGCCUUCUAUAGUCUGAGUUCAACUUAACUUAAAAUUAUUUAAUUGUUGGUUUUCACAUGACGUCACCAAAAUUCAAACUAAAAAACUAUCGAUCCGACCGAGAUUUUACUUUCACGGUGCAUUAGAGCAGCUGGAAACGAAUUUUCAUACAAAUUUUCGCUUCGAAAGGGUUCUUGGUGUUGUGAUAGAGUACGCUUGAAUUUCUAAGUUUUUGCGUGACGCGGCAUGUACAUGACGGGCAGGAGAGCUUUCAUGGAGGUUAAAAAAACGACUUAUUUCAGGAAAUUUUGCUCUCUGAACAGUUCAUGUAUUAGAAAAAGUAUUACUUUAAUGUUUAUUAGUUUCUCGAAGAAUAAAUUCACGCCUUUGUAGCAAAACUCGGUAACAGAUGUUUCUGUUGGUUUCCGUCGGCCAUGUUGGAGCUCAUCCAGGUGAGCACUAGCAUGGCGUCUCCAUACAAAUCUCUAAGAGUUUGGGUAAAACAUUUCUGCGGAUAUCUCGUAUACGAAAUAUUCCUCUGACGUGAAUCUUGGCGAGGGUCUUUGUAUAUGUAACUCCUUUCAUUUCCCAGAUUCUGGACUUUAUCUAUUGAACGGUUUUGAUUUUGAUUUUGAUUUAUUUUGAAUGGCGUGACAAUGAAAACCAGCAAUUGUCUUGCAGGCAAAAGACAUGCCGUGCUAAAUGGCAAACUUGAUGAAGAUAGUGGUCAUGGUGAAAUGAGCGACACUAACAGUGAAAUAGACACGAUCAUGUCCUCAGUAUCGCACAGCAGUAACAAUACACGUGUAACGCAUGAACCGCUGACACGUUCGAACAGUGAUGUCGCUGCCCUGUUGAGUAGAAGGGGACGAGUCCUGAAAGACAAAAGAAGUAGAUCCAUUGACCAAGCUAGGACUCUGGUAGGUUACACUUAAAAAUAAGAGGAGGGAAAUCUUCUGACGUGCUGUAAAAUUAGGAUAAAAUGUGCUGGGCCCAGUAGUUUGAAGGCUGAUUAGAGCUUAACCCAGGGUCAAAAUUUAACCCGGGUUUUUUUUCUUUUUUCAAAAGCAUUUUCCUGGAUAAUUUUCUGUGUUAUUUUUAAGAGCAUCCAAUCAUCUACUCGUUGACAAAAAGAAUUAAACUGAAUUACUUUUUAAGCUUUCGUAUCUCAAUUCAAAUUUCGCACUAACCCUCGAUAAUCUUAACCCAGCUUUGAACAACCCGGCCCAGGCGUUUGGCACCCUGCUAGUAGCUCCUUUCUUUUGCUUACGCGAUUUUGGCGUACUCGACAAAGACUCUUUAUGUAUCGCGUUAGAUCUUUGCUGGGCAUGCGCUGCUUGUUGCUAGGAUACAGGUUCAAUUCCAGGCCUAAUAGCCGUGCACGUGGUAUAGUUUUGACCAUCGGUUUAUUAAUAAACAGAUGCUCGCUCUCAUAAAACGGGUUCGACGAAAGGAAACAAUGUGGACUGAUACAGAAGUUUGGGCUGCUGCAACUUGUAAUUUUGACACGAUUCAGGCACGGCCUCCUUUUUUUCCUCUUGGAGUGGGUAAAGAAGAAGACAAAGGGAGGCUCUGUUCGCAGGGUGGGGAUUUGAAGGCUUCUGUCUCUGUAUCAGUGGAAAUAGGUUAACCCUUAGAAUGAUCAGCAUCAAAUUUCUCCUUGUUAUAUCACUGCUUUAUAAAACACAGUGGUCAUGAGAAUUAAGGAUAUGAUCACACAAGAUGAAUCUAAUUGAUACUUUAUCAAAUUCUCCCCACUACUUCUAUUGAAAACGUAUAGGGAUAACAAAUGAGAAUUUGAAUUUUGAUGUUAGGGUUUAAAGGGUUGAGAAUGCCCAUUUUAAACGCUGAUUCAUUUGCUGACUUAAAUAGUUUGAGGUAACCAUCAGGGUUAGAUAAAUCAAAACUUAGCAGUAACUAGUAUCCAAUAUUAAAAUUCCAGGAAAAAGUAAAUUGUAAAGCAUUGACUGUCCUUUGAAAGCAAUGGUGAAGCGGCGUGGUUCAGAGCUAAUUUAAAUUCAUUUAAUAGCCAUUAAAGUUAAUUCUGUGUUGACUAUUGGAGCCCCAGUGGUGGCCAACACGAAUUCGUCGGUCACUGUAUGGCCGUCACAUACAUCUUACAUUGUAUUAGCGGUGAUUUAUUUCUCUACUUAGGUUUUCAAGAGAUCCUGUAACUCCAUCAGUCUGCCAUCUUGUAACUUAACUAAUAAAAACAACCUUAAACCUCGUGUUUAAGAAUUCAUUUACAAAUAAUAACUCAACCUUAUUUAUCAGGAAAUGGCUAGAGCGAGCAUGGAAGAAAAACGUCGGCUGGAAAGAUGCAAGAGUCCAGCGCUUGCUCACAUGAAGUUAGACAGUACCGUGACACGACGCGCCUCAUUUGACCGCUUGAGCCAGGCUUCGUCUUCCAUCCCUCCAAGUGCCUUGCUGAGAAAAAGCAAUUUAAACAAAGGUAAGAAAUAACGCCAAGUGAUUAUUGUAGUUUGAUAACCUUUGGCAAAUUACAUGAAAUUGUCUCUUCAAUAUUUUUUGCGGUCAAACCUUCCCCUCGCUCCCCUGAAAAGUAAUAGUGGUAAUAAUAAUGAUAAUAAUAAUAAUAAUGAUGAUGACGAUGAUGAUGAUGAUGACGAUGAUGAUGAUGGUGAUGAUGAUGAUGGUAAUGAUGAUGAUGAUGAUGAUGAUAAUUGAUAAUAAUAAUAAUAAUAAUAAUAAUAAUAAUAAUAAUAAUAAUAAUGAUAAUGAUAACAUUAACAACAACAACUAAUAAUAAUAGCCAAAGGUUACGGAGUGCGGGCGACAACGAUCGAAAGUCAAAAUGCUUUUGCUGCAACGCUGUGAUGUGUUCUUUGCGUAUGUUUCACGUGAUUGAUGGUCAAGACAUGCGUGAUCAGAUAACGAUCGAGUGAUAGAAGGACCAAACGCGCGUGAUCAGAUUGCGUUCUGUGCAUUCCAUUUAUUCUUUAUGGAAGUCCAAACAAAGCUGGCUACAUAACUGCUUUGCAUGCGUAAUAGCUACCUAGAGAUUAGGAUUGCGGGAUCCAAACAUUCAUAAGUGCAGUAAGUUGUUUGCUAAUUUGUGUCUGGUUUUCCGUACAGGCUAUCGUUACUACAAUGGUGACAUUUUCCCCGUGGAGGGGGAGGAGGGGAGAAGAACUACAGGACGCCGCUACUUAUUCGAGGGACUGUUAAACGAGAGGUCAUCUCUGUGGGAUAACAUGGAUUUCUGGGAAAAUGUGUUCCUUGAUUCUGUAGCGACUGAGAGAGAUGCAGUUGGUAUGGAUCAGGGACCGGUAGAAAUGAUUGACAGGUGCGGCGGUAUCUUUAGCCUGCAAAUGCGGACGUAUUUGCGGUCGUCGUUUCUCUUCACCCGAAAAGUAACUUUCGUAAACGCUUCCUCGUUUCAUUUUCGACUUGUAUUGUAAACAUACCCAUCGCGCACGAAUCUUGCGAGAAUUCGCGCGAGAUAGUUCUUGGUCUUUAAGAGCUAAACUGUGAUUGGCUAAUGAUGUCCUACGUCACAGAAAUCGUUUGGCGGCUCGGGUUCGCAGACGUUGCCUUUCGGGUGGAGAGAAGCGACGACCGGGAGCACGUCUGCGUUCGCAGUCUACGGUAUCUUUCACAGUACGAGACAUUCACAUUUCAGACCAGGCGCGGAUCUAGGAUAAAUACUGACCGAUUUCGUAAACGAGCGCCGAAGGCACAAGCUUUUAGGGGGGUCCGGGGGCAUGCUUCCCCCGGGGCUUUUUUAGAUUUUAACCCCCUAAAGUCGCCUUUCCUACGUUUUCGAGUCAUUCGGACAGGAUAUUGGCUAGUUCCAUUCACCUUGGGUGAAGCCCGCCAACUUGGAAAGUUUUGUUUUAUUUAUUAAAAAUAUAUCGAUUUUGAAAAAUCUGACCGAUUUCCGUAAAACCGCGGAAACCGGUGUGGAUCCGCGCCUGCAGGUCAAACCCGUUCCCAGUGUUCUCUCCUCGUACUCGUCCCCUGGAACGAGAAGAGAAGACUGGGUACAAGGUUGACCUCGGGCGGUAAAAAGAACGUACACUUUUCCAACUAAGAGUGAAAAGGUUCUUUAUUUUUGGGUACUUCUUGAGAAAAUAGGCUUUUUAAGGUCCUAAUUAGGUUCAUAUUUUUGUGGCGACAAAUGACCUGUGAUCAAAAUGAUGAAUAGCGAUCGUAAAAAAUGAAAUUAUUUAGUAUAAUGCAGAACACACUGGCUGGUAAGAAGGGAUUGACAGUCUAAGAGCUUUUCUGCCGUUAGAUUAGGAGUAGUUAAUCGUUAAUGAGGUGGAUAAAGCUAUGUAGUGGAUAUAUCUCUAUCUAGUGGAUAACGCGAUUGGUUUCCCUUAGACUUAUCCUUUGGAUAGCGCUAUCCAACGCUUGAACAACCGCAAAAAAAAAUUGGCAAUGAGAUGAGAAACUCUUGUUUCAACCACUUUCAUUCCCUUGGGCAUACUGUAUAAUUGUGAGGACGUUUAUUGUAGCUCUAAAAUUUGAGUUUCAAGUUGAAAUCCUCUGGCACAUGACAUUAUGGGUGAGCUGAUUACCUUGUUUUGCUUGCUUAGGUACAGCUCCUUGGGUCCUGCGGAGAAGAAGCGACUGGAGGCAGACGAGGAUCGACUUCUAGCCACACUUUUGUACAACCUGGUUGCAUUCAUGUUAGCUCUGAAUGUUGACAAGGAUGCUUUGAGAAAGAAAGUUCGCAGGCUGUUAGGGAAGUCUCACGUGGGCCUACUGCAAAGCCAGCAAGUAAAUGAUUUACUUGACAACCUCAGUAACCUGGUGAGUUAGUUUGGAUCAUUAUACUGGGAAACUGAACACCCCCCGGACCUGCAUGACCGAACUUCGGAAGGUAAUAUUUCGCCUCUGGAUCCGAAGUUCGCAAAGUGUACGACCUGUAAACGGCUUAUUAGCUCUUAAUAGGGGUGAUCCCGCACCUAUUUGAGAGAUUGUUUUUGAUUAGCUGGGAAAACAAUAGGGAUUGUCACAUAACAAUGCCCCUAUCCCUGAAACAAUGGAAAUGUAGAUUAAAGGGGACCAGUGAAAUAAGACGUUUAGGACGGUGCUGUUCUACUGCUUAAUAGCCAUACAGUGACCAGAAAAGGGCUCUAAUGGCUUCAAAAUGCGUUUUAACGGUAAAAUUUUCAGGAGCGAAUGGGUUAAACUCUGUUAUACUGAAUCUCGCUAUGGACAAAGCGAUUUCUUACAUAUAGGAUGGUAUUACCCAAAGUCAUUUCCAGGAAGGCGAGUAGUGUGCCGCAAACGUUUUUGUUUGAGUAUUUAUAGCUUCGUAAAAAACUUCUUCGCUUAAGACUUCUGUUUUUACACCUUUCAAUUCUCGAAAAUCGUCGAAGGGCCGAAUAAACAUAAAAACCGGGGGGGGGCGUAGCGAUCGGCAGCGCAAGGGGGUAACGUGGGCAAUUGAGCUUCAGGGUCUUUCUCGCUUCGCGCGAGGACUUGUUGAGUUUCCGGGGGGGAUGGACAAAUAAAACGUCUGAAGGGCAGAUUUCCUUCGAUUGAUUAGCAAUUAUUGUUUAAAUAAAAUAAUUGUGAGAUGUCUGAUUAUAUAAUGUUUGAUUUUUUUAAGUAUGCGUUAAUGGAUAACAAAACAAAUUUGGCUAACUUUCUGUUUGAAAACUGAUUUAUCUUACUUGAAAGUAUAUAUUUGACAAAUAUGGUGUUCGCUCCUUGGCCUGUAAAAGGAGAAAAUAUUUAAAAUUAGAUCAUCUCUAUGGGAACGUAAGUGAUCAGGAAAUAUCUUUGACAAAGCUUUUGUUUUAGCUCCUUCUUGACAAUCAGGGAAUCAAGAAUUGUUUAAAGCUUUACAAAAGAAGGUACAGGGACAUCGGGAAGGGUGUUUCUUUUAAUUGAAUUCAAACAGAAAGAAUAGUCGCUGGUUCAACGACUACUCAACAUGUGGGCUUGUUUAAGCUUGAUUUUAAACAGAGGUCCUCAGCAUUUGCAGAGCUGUGGGGUAAAUUACUAAACAAUGCUUCUAAUAUUUUUCAUUAAUCAUGCUUUCACUAUUAUAAAACCCCAUAAUUUGUAAUGUAAAAUAGAUAGCCGUCGUGGAUAAGUUCAAUUCCAGUCGCGUCUCUGGUGUAUGAUAGCUGGUAAUUUUAAGGUUGGCUCUAAUGUAGAUUAUAAUGGUCGAUUACUGUGUAUCAACGUGCUAACACUUGAUGGAAAAUUGCUGGUUCUCUAUACGUUAGAAUUCUUCUUUAAAAUCUGCUUUCGAAGUCGUCUGGGCAUUGGGAAGAUUAAUUAGAUUUAGAGAUGUUUUUAAUGCCUAAAAAAGCAGGUUAAAUCCCACUCUUAGAAAAGUUUUGAUUCCGAAUUCCCGAUCGAUAGUGCUUCUCUGUGGUGUAUAGGUCUCGUUUAGUUUCUCAAAUUGACGAAAGAAAGCCAGCCGUGAGCUUGAUGAUCUCGAUGCCUUUUUCAUAAAAGAAUUUAAAAUUGACGUUGAAAUGUCCUUUUUUUGUUAAAAAUAUGUUGAUUUGAAAAAUCAAUAUUUAUUGCCGUGGGGAGUUGCCUAAAUAUCGAGGGAAAAGUUUGAUCACAUGCUUACCUUCCACUACCUAACUGAAUGGUAAAUGACUAUUACAACAAGGGGAAAUUCGAUAUUGAUCAGUACCGUUGCGUAAAGUGUUAGGAGAAGUAGACUACGAGCAGUCUCGCUUUUUUCUGUAGUCUGUUGAGCAAAACGCGAGACACGCAAAUGGCCACACGCGUGACUGAUGGCCCUCGUUUCGCGCGUCUCGCGGCUUCGCCGCUCCCGCGCGCGUGCAUUGCUCUCACUAAAUCUGAAGAAAAGGAGAGACUACUCGUAGUCUAUAGGAGAAGCUAAUUGAUGUGUCCGUUUUUCUUUGAUCAGAAUGGAAAUGAUAUUGAUCUCAAACCAGCUGGUAGCCGACAGGUGAUGAAGCAUUCGUUCGUCGUACAUUCUGGAGAUUCUAUGAAUGGAGAUGUGUUUUUCAUGGAGGUAGGUCUCAAUUCAUCGCCGCACCGCGGAUAGCCUGCGAACAGCAGACGUAUCUCCGGUCGCGCGAGCAGACGCAUUUCCGGUCGCGCGUUUGCUGUUCGCAGGCUACACCACGGAAGGAUGGAUAUAAUUAUGCUAUUCGUAAAUUCUAAAUCUAAUAUGGAAUAGACGUUUUGAAGAAAUUUAAAAAAAUGAUUUUUUUUUUCGUUGAGUUCUUUCCUCUGCCAUUUUCCCGACAAGUUUUAGUUUGUCAUCGAACAUAGUUUGAUUGAAGGUUAUUAGAAGGGUUCUUUGUUUUUGAAUAAUUACUGAAGUAUUUGGAGCUGCAAAGGCUUCCUGAAAAAGGAAUACUUCAGUGUUGAUAAUACGUCUAUAAGAAAACAAGAAGACAAUUCUCAUUUAUGUAAUUUACGACCCCGUUUGCAUUUGUGUAAGUGUUUUGUUUUUUUUUUUAAUUUAAAUUUAAAAACGCCAACGUUUUGAAAAAAAAUAUAUACAAUAGUUUGUAACAUUUGUAAUUUUUGUGUACAAUUGCAAUUAUUGAAACCCGUACUUCCAUGGUAUAAAAACGAUCGCCUAGCUACCGCAAUUCUAAUAAUACACCUUAUUUCAAAAUGAUGGCAAAUUUAGUUACUCUUUUGUCUUCCUGAUAUUGGCCUUUUUUCAUUGUUUCAAGGCGAAAGCUCUUUUGAAACCCACAUAAGUAUUAAAGGCAAGUAAUAUUGUCACCAUGUCGGACUAAGGGGCAUAGACAGAUGCAAAUUUCCGAUACUAUGACCGAAGUCAAAGGCAGGCUCUCAGUCAAAGACACACAUAACCUAGCAACUAAGGCCAGGGCUAAACGUCGAACUGUACAUGUGACGGCGGAACUAGACUGUUUACAGUCCCCAAUUUUUUCGUUAAGUCGUCGGGAUCGAGCGGUUACUGUUACGGAUGUCCAUGCUUUCAAAUGUACCGAGGGGGUAAGCCCCGGGGUUUGUAGCGGUGGGAGAAUGGGGGCGAGAUAAAUAGAGGGUUCCUCUAUUUUUCACGCCUCCUCCCAAACCAACCUCCGCCUCUCAAGUAGAUUUGAUACACUUCCCACGUUACAGUCGGUACAUUUGAAACCAAGAUGGACGCCCGUUAAGGUGGGUGCUCAAUCCCCACGAUCUUACGAAAAAAAUUAGGGACUGUGAACAGUCUAGUGACGAACGUAAUGCUAAUGAGCACAAUUAACAGAUAUUACUCUUGAGCAUUAGGUUCGUCGUAUGUGAAGUGCGACGUUUGACCCUGGCCAGAGAGGAAAUUGAAUACAACACAUCCAGGAAUAGCCACGACUAAAAACUCUGCGAAAUGCGUUUUUGCUAAUUAACACGAAUACGAGGGAUUUAGAAAAUGCUUCGGAGGACACCUCUCCUAUAUUUAUUAAUACUCUCAACUCCAAGCACUGCGAGGGCAUAUUUUGACAUAAUUAUGUAAGAAUCGUAAAAAUUAUAGGAAUUUUCUCUCUUUAGGAUGAAAUUAAUAUUUGUUUAUCAUAGCCAGGGGCCCAUAACCCCGUGCUAUCAACUUUCGUGUAACGCAAGUGAAUUUGGCUCGGUUACCUCGCUACUCAUGUCACGGCAUUUUCACCGACGAGUUUAUUUGUAAAACGAUUUUGGCUUGAAUUCAGAAUAUCGUNACCUUAUUUCAAAAUGAUGGCAAAUUUAGUUACUCUUUUGUCUUCCUGAUAUUGGCCUUUUUUCAUUGUUUCAAGGCGAAAGCUCUUUUGAAACCCACAUAAGUAUUAAAGGCAAGUAAUAUUGUCACCAUGUCGGACUAAGGGGCAUAGACAGAUGCAAAUUUCCGAUACUAUGACCGAAGUCAAAGGCAGGCUCUCAGUCAAAGACACACAUAACCUAGCAACUAAGGCCAGGGCUAAACGUCGAACUGUACAUGUGACGGCGGAACUAGACUGUUUACAGUCCCCAAUUUUUUCGUUAAGUCGUCGGGAUCGAGCGGUUACUGUUACGGAUGUCCAUGCUUUCAAAUGUACCGAGGGGGUAAGCCCCGGGGUUUGUAGCGGUGGGAGAAUGGGGGCGAGAUAAAUAGAGGGUUCCUCUAUUUUUCACGCCUCCUCCCAAACCAACCUCCGCCUCUCAAGUAGAUUUGAUACACUUCCCACGUUACAGUCGGUACAUUUGAAACCAAGAUGGACGCCCGUUAAGGUGGGUGCUCAAUCCCCACGAUCUUACGAAAAAAAUUAGGGACUGUGAACAGUCUAGUGACGAACGUAAUGCUAAUGAGCACAAUUAACAGAUAUUACUCUUGAGCAUUAGGUUCGUCGUAUGUGAAGUGCGACGUUUGACCCUGGCCAGAGAGGAAAUUGAAUACAACACAUCCAGGAAUAGCCACGACUAAAAACUCUGCGAAAUGCGUUUUUGCUAAUUAACACGAAUACGAGGGAUUUAGAAAAUGCUUCGGAGGACACCUCUCCUAUAUUUAUUAAUACUCUCAACUCCAAGCACUGCGAGGGCAUAUUUUGACAUAAUUAUGUAAGAAUCGUAAAAAUUAUAGGAAUUUUCUCUCUUUAGGAUGAAAUUAAUAUUUGUUUAUCAUAGCCAGGGGCCCAUAACCCCGUGCUAUCAACUUUCGUGUAACGCAAGUGAAUUUGGCUCGGUUACCUCGCUACUCAUGUCACGGCAUUUUCACCGACGAGUUUAUUUGUAAAACGAUUUUGGCUUGAAUUCAGAAUAUCGUUGAAGUCCCACAAACUUGUCAGCAAAACCUCCAGCCCUGGAAACAAUAUUUUGACAUUUUACUUUAGUGACGUUUUGUUUUCCAUUUUCAUACCUUAUUCUUCAAAUGCGCUCGUAGAUAGAGCAACGUGACGUAACUGCUUCUCCUCCCAAUCAUCCUUCCAUAAAAACGCCGUGAUGUAAGGCUACUGGGUAGUGUGAGAGUUGCUUGCUUUGGGUUAUGAGCUCCUGUCGUAGCCAAAUAAUGCUUAACCCCAGCACUCUUUUUUUGCAUAGGUAUGUGACGAUUGUAUCCUGUUAAGAACUGGAACAGGGACGAUCGUGGAAAGAUGGUGGUACGAGAAAAUAGUGAACAUCACUUACGCUCCCAAAACUAAAGUACUAUGUCUAUGGUGCAGGCAAAAGGAAGAGACCAUUCUAAACAAGUUCUGCACCAAAAAGGUUGGUCUGAUCCCCCUCGGAUAAUAGAGAGCUUUAGAUUCCAAGCCGAAGACGACUACGAAAACCAGAUUUUCUCAGUACUAAGUUGUGCGCAGGAACCAGGGUCAUUUUGGCGGGAAAACGUGAUAGCCGUCGUCAUUCUACCACGGGUUUUAGCGAGAGUGCUGUAGAGGCGAGAUCAAGUUAUCGAAUGUUAAAAGUUUUAUCAUUUCGCGAUCGGAAGGGGGUUUAAACCCCUAAAAUAACCCGUGCUCACUUUUCUGGUUAAAAAAAAAGUGGAAUGAAGCCAUCUGGGAAAACGCGAAAAAAAAAUUGAAGUCAAAUCUCGGUCUUCGUAGUCAUCCGCGUCCUUGAAUCCCGAGCUCUCUUUAUCCUCUCUCUCAUGCCCAUACCCUGCAAUUAUUUCGUGAGCAAUCGAGUUGUCUAGUGAUUGUUGAUUAAUUUAUUUGGCCAUUAUUAUGUAGUUAAAUGAAAUUUAACACAGUUAAUAACUAGGAGCGCAGCCGUUGGUCAGCGGUCAUUGCGUUGGCUCAAGCGCGGUCAGGCUUGCUUGCAUCAUUUCCUUGUGCUUAGUACAGCGUUUCCUGGCGGCCUCUCUCUUCAUUUAGCCUAUGGAUCAUUCUUUUAUCCCCAUCCCUCCCCCUCUGAUAAAUCAGUGUGACGGGUGCCUGGUUCCAUUGUCGUGGGGGUUCAUGGCUGGAAGGCGCGGGUUUACCAGCCAUAGGGGCAUAACUCUGUCUAGGGGCUGGCUUUGCCAAAAGUGGAAGCCCCUGGACAUCCCGGGCACUCACCUUCACCAAGCAACGGAGUUGUUAACUAUUUGUUUAUUCCAUUAACGCAGUGCAAAGCUUUGUAUUACUGUAUCAAGGAAAGUUUGCAGAGAGCAGCUGACAGGCUGAACGACAAAGGAUCAGGUUAG